AGCCCCCUCCAUCAUUCCCACCAUUUCCCAGCCCCUCCUUCUCCCUGUGUUUCAGAUUCGUCUAACCCCCUUCUCUCGGCUCCUCCUAUUUCUCCCAGCCUCCCCUGUACCAGGCUGCAGUUGGAUGGAGAGUCCCCAUAUCAGCUACCGUUUCACCCCCGCUACUACCUAAAUGCACUGAUCCGCAGCGCCUUGGCAUCGGCGCGGCCAGAUCCAUUAGCUACCGGGGAGGGGGGUUGCUGGCACUGCAGCCACAUUAGAGAGGGACUGGCUGAGCCGGAGGAUCUACACCUUGCAGUUGCACACGGAUUGUCAGCAGCUUGGGAUCCUGAUGUGACCGCGGGAUUCUACCCCCCGAGACCGCGCGGGGACCAUGGCACUGUUUGGGCACAGCCUACUGAGGACAUGACGGCAGCGCGGGUGUAAAGACCCAGCGGAGGUUUCUCUUUGCUUCUCCCCCUCCUCCCUCAGGGUCUGAUGAGGAUGGAAGGGGACCCUGAUUUGACUGCCUGGUGGGAGAUGAGGGGCAGAGUGGGAGCUGGGGAUCGAGAGGGAGCUGGGGAUAGAGUGGGAGCUGGGGAUCGAGAGGGAGCUGGGGAUAGAGUGGGUCAGGAGUACAUUGAGAUGAUGGGAAAGGAAGGAAAGCAGCCCGGGCUGGUGGAACAGGAUGAACAAGGCGGCAGAAUCCCGGCAGCACCGCACCCUGUGCUUCUCUCCCAGUUCGGCCAAUCCGUAAAGGCACCGGUGGGACAUGUAGGCCCUGGGCACUACCAGCCGGCUUGUGCCAAUGACAUGUGGGCGGAGGAUGGGCAGAGCCUUUGUACCUACCCUGCAGCCCCCCAGCUUACCCUGCCAGACAUUUAUUUGACUCCUAUAAUUAGUGCCCCCUCUUUGCCCCAUUCAGAGAAUUCCUGUGACCCCAUUGGCCACCAGAUGCCAUCGCUGCACAGCUGCCCACAGCAUGUCCUUAGUCUCUUCUCCCAGACAAGUCUAAAUGACUUGGCACCAGAAGAACUAUUGCCCCCAUUUCAGUCUGCCUCCCCCAAUAACAUGGAAUCUGUGCCCCAGUCUAAUGGGAUACCAGCCCCCCAGUCAGAUCCAAGUUCCCUCAUUCACCAGCUGGCGCUUAUUAUACCCAAAGAGAGUGAUCUUGUGCCCCUAACCUCUGACAUUCUGCCCACCCCCCGAUCCAGUUCCCUAGAAUAUGACCAGUUGCCCCUUCUAGAAUCCUCAGCUCUUAAUAAUGACUUGUCGCCCACCCACGGAUCUUGUUUUUCCCUGGAGUCUGAGCCGGAGUCUGAUUUCCCCCCCAUCCCAGGAUCCUAUUUUUUUAAGACGCCUGACCAGUUGCCCCAAUCUGAGACAUGUCUGAAAACCGAAACGUUACAUAUGUCACCCUUGGAUACAAGAAUUUUUCAGCCUCCUCUGUCUAAAUCCCCUGAAACUGACCACCUGUCAUGGACUAAUUCUUGUUUGCCCCCAGAUGCUGACCAGAUAUUUUCAGAUGAACCCUCCCAUCUACAAAGCGACCAGUUUUCCCUUUCUGAAAUGUGCUUGGCCUCUCCACACGAUCAGCUUCCCGAAUCCGUUUUGACCCCGUUGUCCCCGUCUGUAUCCAGCUUGGUGACUGAAAGUGUUUAUAUGCCCCGGUCUGAAACCUGUUUGGCUCCUGAAAAUGGUCAGGUCGUUACAACAAGUUCCCUUUUACCUUACGAGCCUGACCAAUCGCUUUCAUCCAAAUCUUGUUUACCGCCAGAAAUGAAUCAGUGGCCGCCAUGUGGCCCCCCUCAAGAUGGCAACCAAGUGAACUUACCUGCUACCUGUUUACAGUACAAGCAAUCUCUUUUACCUUGGGACUGGACUCCACACCAAGACCAACAUUAUGAUAAUGGUUUAGAUUUGGGGUCUGGAAACUUAAGGCCAUUUCCUCAAGAAUCUGAUGAUCUGCCCUUUAAUGAUGCAGGAAAUCAGUUUGCAAUAUUCCGAUUGGAUACUCCUCCUCAAGCUGAUCAAGUGGCUGAAUCUGACCAUCCAACCAUAUCUGAAGGUCUGCUAUCUCUGUCUGAUGCUUUUGCACAAUUGGAGGUGCCCCAUCCCCAAAAGGAAAGCGAGCAUUCCAGUGACCCCUAUGACCCAUUCCCCUUUAUGAUGAGGGAUCCUUCAUCUAGUAAGGAAGAGUUGGUCCAUAUUGAGAAAGAAUCCCACUCAACUGAGCUUGUUCUUGAUGCAUGUGAUCAGAUCCCUUGUACUCUCCCAGGCUUUGGAGAUGACCACAUGUCCCUUAUAAGGGGAAAGGAUGAAUUGACUAAAGAUAAAUGGAGGCAGCCGGCCCCUAGCAACGUUGAAGGCCUAUUUCUUCAACAUUCGAGUGGUAAACAUUCUGAACAUGACCAUGGACUUCAUAAUGGUUGGAGUGACCAAUCACAGUUCUAUUAUCUGGACUUGUUAUUUGAUACUGAUAAUUUGCCGGGUGAAGAUGAUUGUUGCCCCCUUAGUCGCACACAUAUAUCCCCUCCUUCUUUUGACCUUGUCCACGAUGACUUGUUGCCUUUAAGCAAUUCCAUUGGACAUACAAAUAAUUCAGAAGUCCAGUGUUCCUCAGACUCUUAUAUUGAGACCAAACCCCCUCUUUCAGUUGAGACAUCACCCGAAAAAACACCCCCCUUAGCUAUACCUAAUGAGCAAGAGCUUAAAACUUUGGACAUUAAAGGCAAUAUUUUGGACCAGUCUACUGUUGGCUCAUCCAUUGAAAUAGAAGGUUCUCUAGAAGAAUUUCCCGGGGAAUCUAACAAGCUGCCUUUGAUUAUUGUAACUGAUCCCUUGCCUCUUGCUGAACAGGCCCCAUCUCAUAAAAAGGACCAGUUAAGAAGUUUCCCAGAGGCCUUACCCAAUGAAUCCUUUGAGUUGCCCCAUUGUCAAAAAGACACACCCCUAGAAUCGUCUCAGGUUCCUCUUUGCAGCGAAGCAAUAGGACAAUUACUGCUGGCUCGGUCAGACACCCCACCUGAAAGUAUCCAGUUGCCUCUGUUGGAAGCCUCCUCCUCAGAUUUACAGGACACAACAUGUCAAAUGCCUCUGUCUGAGACAGAUGGGCCCUCCAAGGAUACUCAGUUGCCCCUGUCUAGUCCCAGUCUUCAGUUGCCCCUGUCCCCUUCGGAGUCACCCCUAGAAAAUGUCCACUUACCACCUUGUGAUGACAUGGGCACACACCUACCCCCGGCUAACCCCCAGGAGCCAGCCUCUGCCCCCACCCAGGGCAGUGAUACAAUUUUGGGAUUAGCUCUGGAAACAGAACCUUCAGGCCUUGGAGAUGAGCUGGCCCGUCUCCGUGCUGUGUUUGAUGCUCUGGACAGGGAUAAAGAUGGCUUUGUGAAGAUGGAGGAUUUUGUGCAGUUUGCUACUGUCUAUGGAGCAGAACAGGUGAAACACCUAACUGGUUACCUGGACCCAGCUGGGCUGGGGGUAAUUAACUUCCGAGAUUUCUAUCGAGGCAUCUCAGAGAUCCAGAAUGAAGAUUUGGACAUGCAGCUGUAUGACAUGGGAUAUCCCUCGGAGGAAGAGCCGGCUUGUUUGGUGGAUUUUGAUGAUCUUGCGGCAUUUGAGGUGACCGAGGUGACAGACAGCGCCUACGUGGGCUCAGAGAGUGCUUACAGCGAGUGUGAGACAUUCACGGAUGAGGACACUGGAGUGCUAGCUCCACAUGAAGAUCCUGAAACAGAGGGAGUUGGAGGGGUAUCGAGGUUACCCCCACCUGCAACGCCAGAGGGUUUGGAGCUGUCUCUGUGUGACAUUUCGGCUGUCACAGUAACGAGCCAAGAGGAGCAGUUUGAGGAUUUUGGGGAAGGAGCUGAACCGGACCUGUUCAGUAAUCACUGCGAUGAAGAAGAGAAUAACUUCACCCCAGCACCUAAUGUCACCCAACGGCUUUCACCUAGUGGCGCUUCCCUGUCGGAACGACAGCUCCUGGCGCCUCCUUCAUGCUCCUCUCUGGGUGGCUUAUACUGCAGCCAAUGCCACAAACAUGUCAACCGCCUGGAAGACCUGUCCACCCGCCUCCGCUACCUGGAAAUGGACAGCCCAGACAAAAGGCCUUCGAGCAGAAAAGAAGCUCGGAGGUUACAACACAACAAUUUCCUAGAGGAGGACUCUGCCGAGCAGCAGUUUUCCGACAUGGCUUGUGAUGAGACAGAUCUCACAGACAAGGUUCUGUUUUUGGAGCAGCGAAUCAGCGAGCUUGAGCGAGACGCAGCCACCACCAGCGAACAGCAGAAUCGACUUCGACAAGAGAACCUCCAGUUGUUACACAGGGCGAAUGCUCUAGAGGAGCAGCUUAAAGAUCAGGAGCUGCAAUCUGACGAGGUACAAAGCGAAGAAAUCCGAAAACACCGAGACGAGCUCCGCAAAAUGGAGCGAGAUAACGGCUACCAGCUCAGCAGCCUUAAAGCCAGAGUGCAAGAACUGGAGAAUGAGAAUUCAGAGCUGCACUCUCAGGUACCAGAUAUAAAGGCAACAGUCCAACGACUGGAAGAGGAGAAGCAGAAGCUGCAGGAUGAGGUUGAAGUCCUACAGGGCCAGGUGAAGGAGCAGUGUGAAAUGAACCAGAAACUGAGCGGACAGCUGAGCAAGGAAAAGCAUAAUCAGCAGUCUCAUAUGGAGAGGUGCCAAGAGGUGAUUGAGGAGCUUCGGCGAGAACUGGAGCAAAUGCAGCUGGUGCGUCUGGAUAUGGAGCACAGACUGGGGUUGGGCAACAGCGCCGCCCUGCAGGAAUACAACAGCCGAACACGGGAGGCGGAGCUAGAGCAUGAAGUGCGGAGGCUUAAGCAGGAGCAACGAGCCCUGAAGGAACAAAACGAAGAGCUUAAUGGACAGAUCAUAAACCUCAGCAUCCAAGGAGCCAAAAACCUAUUCUCCACAACGUUCUCAGACUCAUUAGCAGCUGAAAUUAGCAAUGUCUCCAGGGACGAGCUUAUGGAAGCAAUUCAGAAGCAGGAAGAGAUCAACCUUCGCCUGCAGGACUACAUCGACCGCAUCAUUGUAGCUAUCAUGGAGACCAACCCAGCCAUCUUGGAAGUGAAAAUACAUUAGCAUCAUCAGCUCUGUUGUUAUAGAGCAGGAACGAUCCUGCCCAUGAUCCCUAAACCAGAGGAGGCAGGUCCGGAGCCCUGGACAAAUGCCGACCCCAGCUCCAAAGCUUUGACAUGGCAGGCUCUGGUUGAGAGAAGAUGUUUGACCUUCUUGUCAUGCUUCCAAGACUUUCAGUUGUAUGAAAAUUGCACAUGCAGAACCUGCAACUCACUGCUCUUCACGGUGGAUGAGACGAAAACCUCAAGUGUUGUCUCAAAGCCUAAGCCUUGGCUCCAGAACUCACUGAGACCCAUUGUGCCAUCGCUAUUGUAUGCACUACCCACGGAGCAGCACACAUGAGUAGUACUAUGCACAAUGCAAGCGGGAAUCCUGCACACAGAAGAGAGUUUACAUAUCAGUAGUACUAUAUCCCAUGAGCAGGCAGGUAAUAAGUACUGUACCGUGGUAUUACAGCUGUGCACAUAUAACAUGACUUCUAAACACUACUGGGGUGAUGUAAUAAUCUGCUCCAGGUCUGGUAACCCUUAGCAGCCAAUCAGGCUUUCAAAUAGGUGAGCUACUUGAUUGGUUGUUCUGGUUUGUACGCCUGGUGGAAGCGACUUCUGUUACAUCACCCCAUCUUUGACCAGGGGAACUGGCAGUUUAUAGCUGACGUAUCAUUGCUGCUUUAAGGACUCUGGUAGCAGUACUUAAUAUAGAGAAAUUGCUGUAUUCCAUAGAGCAAAUGCACACAGGGGGUGCACACGGUGAGACACUGUAUCAGUGCCUAGCAUAGCUUCCAGCAACCUCCCACAGCACAUUCCUCUUGUCUCUGUUGUACCCUGCACUUUCUUGUAAUGACUAGUAUUUUGUCCACCAUCUCCAAGCUUAAACUGAUCAGCAGAGGCAUCUGCUCGUGAAGGAUUCACUGUAUAUACAAAGUGCAGAAUACAUCUAUAUUUAUAUCUCUCCCAUAAACAACACGCAGCGGCAGUUUCAGCACGAUAUAUAUAUAUCUAUAUAUGUUGCACACACUGAUGAGAUUGGCCAAUUCAGAAAAGUGCCUUGUAAUUGGCCAAUCGCGACCCAUUUGUUGUUAGCCAUAUCAAUAGUGUUAUUAAGAAAUAAUAUAUGACUAUACAUAUAUUUAAUAUUUGUAUGUGAUAUUUAUAAAGGCUACAGAACAAGGUUUGUAGCCUGAUUGGCCCGUAUUUACUUGCCUACCUAACCAAGGAGACUACUAGGCCUACCUAACCUAGAAGCUGAUUGGCUUUCCGGUGCGUUGGGAAUGAAAAAAGCCAGGAUUUUAUCAGUCAAAGUUACACCCAAAGAAUGGAAGUUGGGCCACAACCUUGUUUUAAAUGAUUAUUUUUUAGUUUAUACUUGUGAGCAAAUACAGUAAAAGUCUACACCCCUUUUUAAGCUGCCUAGCUGAGAUGUUGGGAGUUCCAGAACCGAACAUUAGACUGAUGCUCUAGAACCGGCCCCUCCUUGCUCUAAGGCUAUAAGUUAUGGUCUAUGCAGGGAUAGUGUAUGUGCCCGUCCCAAAGGCUUGAACUCUUUGGUGCUGCAUCUGAUGCCUCAUAAAGCCUGUGCUGGCACUGAGAGGGUUAAAAUGAGUUUAACCUGCUGGAGUCUUGUCUAUCUGUUCCUUCAUUCCCUUUCUUUGUCUCUUUUUAUACGCAGACUAAUUCUGAUUUUUAGAGGCUUUUCCAGAAUGUUUCUACACAUAUAUGUAUAUAAGUACAUAGCAGAUAAUAUAUAUAUAUAUAUAUAUAUAUAUAUAAGUAUUGGCAGAUCUGUAAAUAUACAGGGUAUGAAUGAAGGACAGGGCCAGGUCCUCCUGAAAAAUAUACUCCUAUGGUGUAAAGGGAUUUAUUGUGUAAAAUAGUCUCGGCUUUAUCUAGAGCGGUGUGUGUGUGGCCCAAAGCGGCCACCGUAAGUCUUCUGUGGCGUUAGUGCGCAGGGCAGACGGGUCCUAUAGUGGACAUUGUGUAGGUGCUUUCAGAUCACAGAACUAAGACAUCAACAUUAACGUGCGGUAGAACCACUUCUGGUAGUUUCGUCUUUAUCUGAAUCGUGACAAUAGCCAUAAGGACUUUGUAUUGGAAACAUAGAGUAUAAUACACCACUUGGCAGUUUAGUUACGAUUGGCAGUUUAGUUACGAUUGCAGUUCUAUUGCAACCAAUGAAGAAUCUGUGAGCACUGGUCCAACUACAGUACUUAACUUCCUUGAUUGGCUAAGUGGUUUAAAGGAGAACUAAACAUCAACAAAAGAAUCACGUUAGAAAUCCAGCGCGUUUUGGACUACUGUACUAGCCCAAGGCCACCACAACCCUUUAGCAUUGCCUUCAAAGAUACCCUCAAAAAUCCCCAUCUUCUUUACUGGCCAUUCGUAGCACAUGCUCUGGGCUGCUGAGUUUGUACCCAAUCAUAAUAUACAGUACAGGUAAGGGAUCUGUUAUCAGGAAACCCAUUAUCCAGAAAGGUCUGAAUUACAGAAAGGCCAUCUCCCAUAGA
Messenger RNA from Xenopus laevis (African clawed frog), 7585 nucleotides. It is a transcript of the gene rab11fip3.S, whose product is annotated as RAB11 family interacting protein 3 (class II) S homeolog. Gene Ontology annotation, molecular function: calcium ion binding. The record is from RefSeq and is a predicted model, not a curated record. The coding region runs from base 478 to 5085 and encodes 1535 amino acids. The transcript is spliced from 16 exons. Gene Ontology annotation, biological process: endocytic recycling; regulation of cytokinesis; protein transport. Lineage: Eukaryota; Metazoa; Chordata; Amphibia; Anura; Pipidae. Gene Ontology annotation, cellular component: endocytic vesicle; cleavage furrow; recycling endosome membrane.